AUGACUGAUGGUGGGCCUGCGAGUCCGCGGAAGAUUCGAAUAACAGUCAUCGCCGCGGAUGGUCUUUAUAAAAGAGAUGUCUUCAGAUUUCCCGAUCCGUUUGCUGUUGUCACCGUUGAUGGAGAGCAGACUCGUUCAACUGCAGUGAUAAAGAAAACUUUAAAUCCAUACUGGAAUGAGUCGUUUGAUCUACAAGUUUCCGAGUCAUCAAUAGUAGCCGUACAGAUAUUUGAUCACAGAAAAUGGAAAAAGAAAGACCAAGGAUUUCUCGGCGUAAUCAAUAUCAAGGUUGGGAAUGUAUUAGAUAUCGGGCUGGGUGGAGAAGAAAUGCUCACUCGAGAUUUGAAGAAAUCGAACGAAAAUGUCAUGGUUCAUGGAAAGCUAAUAGUCAAUCUCACCACCAACAUCGACACCCCCAUCAGGGCACCAAACCAAACCACUGCGGUUCGACCGACUUUGCCUGUGCCAGGGGGCUCGAAUAAUGGACAGUCUUCUCCAGCUGGGGGAUCGGUAUAUAACUCAGAUUUGGGUCGGCAAUCAGCAGUCUCUGUGGCCAGCCCAGCACCCCAAAGGGCGCCGUCACAGACGCAAGCAAACGGAGCACCAACGACAGCACAGCUUGCUGCACCCAAUGGGACCGCAAGAAACAUGAGUUCGUUUGAGGACAAUCAGGGACGACUACCUGCUGGCUGGGAAAGACGACAGGAUAACUUGGGAAGAACGUAUUAUGUUGAUCACAAUACUCGAACAACCACUUGGAACAGGCCUUCCACCACAUACAAUGAAACAGAUCAACGAGCUGCCAUGCAACAAAACACUGAUCUUGAGAGAACGAGGCAUCAGAAUCGAAUGCUACCAGAGGAUAGAACUGGUGCAAGUUCUCCCACCCCAUCAGCAUCACAAUCACAAGAAACACACUCGAAUAAUACUAGUCAGGUAUCAAUGAUGGCGACAGGGGCCACUACAGCUGGAACUGGUGAACUUCCUCCAGGUUGGGAACAAAGACACACACCAGAGGGGAGGGCCUAUUUUGUUGAUCACAAUACCCGCACGACAACAUGGGUAGACCCUAGGAGACAACAGUAUAUUCGUAUGUAUGGGAACAAUGCAGGUGCACAAAGUAUUCAACAACAACCGGUCUCCCAGUUGGGACCUUUACCAAGCGGAUGGGAGAUGAGAUUGACCAAUACGGCAAGGGUAUAUUUUGUCGACCAUAACACUAAGACAACUACAUGGGAUGAUCCUCGACUUCCUUCUUCCUUAGAUCAGAACGUACCACAAUACAAGCGCGAUUUCAGGCGGAAGCUCAUUUAUUUUCGCUCACAGCCUGCGCUCCGUAUCUUGUCUGGCCAAUGUCAUAUCAAAGUCCGCAGAAACCAUAUUUUUGAAGAUUCUUAUGCCCAAAUCAUGCGCCAAUCCCCCGCUGAUCUCCAAAAGCGGUUAAUGGUCAAGUUUGAUGGAGAGGACGGAUUAGACUAUGGUGGUUUAUCUAGGGAGUUUUUCUUCCUCCUUUCUCAUGAGAUGUUUAAUCCAUUUUAUUGCCUAUUUGAAUAUUCAGCCCACGACAAUUACACCCUUCAAAUCAACCCCCAUUCUGGAAUCAAUCCGGAACAUCUUGCCUACUUCAAAUUCAUCGGGCGCGUGGUUGGCCUAGCAAUUUUCCACAGGCGCUUUCUGGAUGCUUUUUUCAUUGGUGCCUUCUACAAGAUGAUUCUAAGGAAAAAAGUGGUCUUGGCGGAUAUGGAGGGUGUCGAUGCAGAUUUUCAUAGGAACUUAACAUGGAUGUUGGAAAAUGACAUCACAGAUAUUCUAGACUUGACAUUUUCUACAGAAGAUAGUCGAUUCGGAGAAACCGUAACGAUUGACUUGAAACCUGGCGGUAGUGAUAUCGAAGUCACGAAUGAUAAUAAACGUGAAUACGUUGAUCUUGUCACAGAAUGGCGUAUUGAAAAACGAGUUAAGGAACAGUUUGAUAAUUUUGUUGAGGGAUUUCAUGAGCUCAUUCCGGCAGAUCUUGUCGGCGUUUUUGAUGAGAGAGAGCUGGAGUUGUUGAUCGGAGGUAUCGCAGAUAUCGACGUCGAGGACUGGAAGAAGCAUACAGACUAUAGAGGUUACACCGAGAGCGACGACGUAAUCGUUAAUUUCUGGAAGUGUGUUCGAAGCUGGGAUGCUGAACAAAAGUCGAGACUUCUUCAAUUCACCACAGGUACAUCGCGUAUACCUGUCAAUGGGUUCAAGGACUUGCAAGGCAGUGAUGGACCACGUCGGUUCACUAUUGAGAAGGCAGGGGAAAUCCAGCAAUUGCCGAAGUCUCAUACAUGUUUCAAUCGAUUAGAUUUGCCCCCAUACAAGAGUUAUGAUGUUCUCAACCAGAAACUAUCGUUGGCAGUUGAAGAAACUAUGGGAUUUGGGCAAGAAUAA
This is a messenger RNA of Morchella sextelata, 2421 nucleotides long. RefSeq lists its product as uncharacterized. Lineage: Eukaryota; Fungi; Ascomycota; Pezizomycetes; Pezizales; Morchellaceae. Bases 1 to 2421 code for a protein of 806 amino acids. Gene Ontology annotation, biological process: ubiquitin-dependent protein catabolic process. Gene Ontology annotation, molecular function: protein binding; ubiquitin protein ligase activity. The record is from RefSeq and is a predicted model, not a curated record. The transcript has 11 exons.